AUGCAUAGCGGAGAUGGAGCGAUGGAAGUCCCGAUGGAUGAAGACCAGCGACGAUCAUCGUUAGGCCGUAUCGAUUACCGUGCAUUGACGGCCCAACAAACCGGUGAGGUUCCUUCCGUGUACGAUCCGCCGGCCCAUGUUCAACCUGGAUCGCGCGGCUACGUGAGUCAGCAAGGGCAGUUAACACCGAGGCCAGUGCAGCUAGGACCAUCGCCAUCGCAACCAGCGCCAUCGCAGUCAGCACCAUUGCCAUCCGUACAAAAUGGCCAGAUGGGUCAACAACCUCUGGAUAACGCCGUCCUGCACCAAACCUUGCACUUGCUGCAACAGCAAUUGCAGCAACAGCAACAGUUAAUUUCGCAAAUGUUGCAACAGCAGCAAUUCGCGCCGCAAGCCCAGCAACAACCCGCACAGCACAUAGCAGAGUUCCGGUAUGAAGCUGAAUCUGGUGUUACGUUCGAAGCUUGGUUCACACGCUACGAGGACCUGUUUGCCAAAGACGCUUCGCGGCUAGGCGAUGAGGCUAAGGAAACCGUCGAUAAGCUGACAGCACUUUUUGGGUGUAGAGAAUCUCUCCUUAGUAAGCGCUACAGAUGCCUCCAGAUCUGUAAAAAGCGCACGGAAGAUUUGAUCGCGUUCUCCUGUCGGGUAAACCGAGCAUGCGUCGAGUUCCAGUUUGUGAGCAUGAACGAAGAGACCUUCAAGUGCCUAAUGCUGGUGUGUGGGCUCAAAGAUGAGGCUGACAAUGACCUGCGAACUAGACUCCUUGCGCGCAUAGAGGAGUGGAACGACGUUACGCUUGAACAAUUAUCCGCAGAGUGUCAGCGUAUUACAAGUGUGAAAGGAGACAGCGCUAUGAUUGCCGGAGAGACGAGUGAACGUGUUUUCGCAGUACACAGCGGAGAGAAGAGAUCGCACGAGAAAGCAGCGCAGCAAACUAAUUACAAGCGGUUCACGCCGUACCGUACCAAACGACCGUUCCGUGCAAAGUAUGCUGUGUGUUCAUCAACAAGCAAGCCAGCGAAGCCCUGUUGGUUGUGUGGUGACAUGCACUGGGUGCGUGAGUGCACUUACCGUUCGCACAAGUGUCUCGACUGUGCAAGAUAUGGUCAUCGUGAGGGGCACUGCAACACAGCGAGCAGAAAGAAGCGAUUCAAUGUUCGGCAACGGAAUAUCAACACUCGUGUAGUAACGGUCAACGUCCGAAGCAUACGAGAGCGCCGCAGAUUCGUGUCCAUCGCUCUCAACGGAACAGCUGUUCGAUUGCAGCUAGACACAGCUUCGGAUAUCAGUGUCAUCGACCGCCGUACGUGGAGAAAAAUUGGCAGCCCGCCGUUAACACCGUCAUCCGUCACAGCUAAAACUGCAUCGGGAGCGACACUGGUAUUGGAUGGUGAAUUCAGCUGUGCUGUUAGUGUUGGUAGCCAGACGAGGCAGGCGACAGUCAGCGUAUGCGGAGCAGCAAACCUACUACUACUGGGAGCCGAUUUGAUUGAUGUUUUCUCCCUCUGGUCGGUGCCGAUGGAUGCGUUCUGCAAUCACGUUGCAGUAGCAGGACAGCAAUCGUUCCAGCAGCUUUUUUCCAAGGUGUUUACGGGAACAGGACUCUGUACAAAGGCGAGUAUAAAAUUUACCUUGCGAGAUAAUGUUCGUCCUGUUUAUAGACCUAGCCGCCCAGUAGCUUACGCGAUGGAGGAAACCGUGAGUCGUGAGCUCGACCGUCUUCAGGAGUUGAAUGUCAUCACUCCUGUAACUACUGCAGAAUGGGCAGCUCCAGUGGUCGUCGUGCGCAAAGCCAACGGACUUGUUCGUAUUUGCGGCGACUAUUCGACGGGACUUAAUGCUGCGUUAUUCCCCCACGACUACCCGUUACCUGUACCAGAGGACAUUUUUGCAAGGCUGGCAAAUUGCAAGGUCUUUAGCAAAAUAGACCUGUCAGAUGCAUUUUUGCAAGUGGAAAUUGAUCCAGAAUACCGUCAUUUCUUGACCAUAAAUACGCAUCGAGGGCUCUAUACGUACAACCGACUUCCACCUGGCAUUAAGAUAGCUCCUACAGCCUUUCAGCAAUUGAUGGACAUAAUGCUAUCCGGUAUCCAAGGCGUUUCAGUGUACUUGGAUGACAUAAUCAUCGGAGGUCCAUCCGAAGCGGAGCACGACGCAACCGUAGUAGAAAUUUUGAAUCGGAUUCAGAACUACGGGUUCACACUGCGAGCGGAAAAAUGCCACUUCAGGGUUAACCAAAUUAAAUAUUUGGGCCACAUUAUCGACAGCCAUGGAUUACGGCCUGAUGCGUAG
This is a messenger RNA of Anopheles merus, 2295 nucleotides long. RefSeq lists its product as uncharacterized. The record is from RefSeq and is a predicted model, not a curated record. Bases 1 to 2295 code for a protein of 764 amino acids. NCBI's taxonomy places the organism in Eukaryota, Metazoa, Arthropoda, Insecta, Diptera, Culicidae. The transcript has 2 exons.